AUGAAUUAAUUAGUUUAAGUCAUUCUAUUUUUGAAUUGUACGAAAGUGUUUCGAGAAGAGGAUUCACCUGUUUUCAACAAAAUAGUGGUAUGUUUUCUGAUCAAAGUGUAGUACAACAUCCGGAAUAAUCAAUAUGCUCAGAUGUCAGAAUUGCAAGGCGACUUAGCAGAGUAUCUGAAUUCGUGCGAGAAUGCUGAGAUCAAGGAAAGAAUGAACUACGAAUUAAAGAGAUUGGGAUUAAUUUGA
This is a messenger RNA of Paramecium octaurelia, 246 nucleotides long. The record is from the annotation of a GenBank genome assembly. Lineage: Eukaryota; Ciliophora; Oligohymenophorea; Peniculida; Parameciidae.